AUGACCUGGGACCAAAGCCAACAUCUGGCAAUCUCGGAGUAUGAACGGGAUGUAGAGUUGGAUCAGCAAGUGGAGAAGGAUGAUAAUGAGUGGAUUGAGAAGCUCCUUGCGGCAGAGCAGGCUUCUUCUAAAUUUGAGGGUACCAUCACCAUUGACCUUGUGAUGCCAGCUGCCAAGGAUAUAAACAACGGUGCUACAGUAGGAAGCGCCACAAAUAUGGCAGCACUAUUGGAGAAUAUGAAAGCAGUUGUCAACGACCUUUGGACGGAAUUAGAGACUGCGGCGGAAGAACUGGCUCAAGCCAAGGAUGCGGAGGCUGCCAAGGAUGCUCGCAUCCUGGAAUUUGAGGCCAAAAUGGCUGAACAAGCAUUGAUCACAGGAAAGCACCGUUUGUCAAGCCCCUCCUCCAGCAAAGCAACAUCACCAGCUGACAGUGGGGGUGGUCCCGUCACACAAGGUUGCGGCGUUUGA
Cylindrotheca closterium is the source of this 471-nucleotide messenger RNA. NCBI's taxonomy places the organism in Eukaryota, Bacillariophyta, Bacillariophyceae, Bacillariales, Bacillariaceae. The record is from the annotation of a GenBank genome assembly.